CCCGCUCAACGACGCCGACGUCACCGCAGUCUACCCAGCAAUUUAACCAGCCCGAGGUCUCGGUCUGAAGAAGUUAGAACCACAAACUCCACUCCCAGUAGGACUGGACAUACUGAUACCCAAUCAUCCGAUACUGAAAGAGAAGCAUCAAACAAAGAUUUAUACAAAGAAAUUCAACAUUACACGCGCAAUAAUCGAAAACAAUUGUCUUUCCAAGACGAAAAGAAAGAGCGUGCUCAGCGAACCUCAGAUGCAUCAACAUCUGAACAAGUUCAAGUUACCGUACUAAGAGAGAGUGUAGUCGCAGAAGUACACCAAGCUGAAAACAGUCGAUUGAAGAAACGCUGUCAAUCAGCUGAAUCUGUGAUUUGUCCUAAAGAAGACGCAGCUGUUCAAGUUCCAAGUACUAGAGCUCAGGGUACUCAAACACCAAACUUUGAGCCACCAGCGACUGAACCGCCCACGCCUGUAAAAUACAAGCCUAUAAUCCCCUCGACGCGAUUACAAGCAGCGUUAGAUAUCCGAAGAGCUAUUGCGUCGUCAAAAUUAGUAUGUUCGGGAACCAAGUAUUACGAUACUCCGCCGACACAAUUACCAUCCAACUACUUCAGAGAGGUGUACCCAACAUAUCCCUACAGACAUAGUUACGAGCCGCCUCCAUCACCAGCACCGACUGCAGGUUACAGCGGUGGCGACUCACAAAGACCAUUCCUCGACGUAAGCGGAAAAUAUUGCGAGGAGUGUCUGACGAGUGGCCCUUCUCAGUCCGGAGCGCGGCUCCUGAAGGACCCGUGCAUUGGUGACUUCCUGCUCUACAGAGAAAGAAUUAAAAAAGAAAGAGAGUCUCGACUUAAACAUACUCUGAGUGACUGGAGGCUGGAAAGCAGAAGCCUACCCAACUCACCAAAGCGUUAUUUGAGGAGAAACGCAUCGCAGCAGCUGUACUCUGAGGAAUUUCCCUUAACCAGCAGUUUGAAUGUACCGGGUUAUGGCUCACUGACUACAUCGUAUUCACGUUUUCAAGAUAGUGGCCUGUAUGGCCUAUCAAAUAUACGAUCUGCAUCAUACCUAGAAUCCAACAGAAACGAGCCAUUAAGCUAUCUUAAUCAAGGCUCUCAAACUUAUGUGCGAUUUCCUUCGCAUUUCGAAACGUCUGACCAGUACGACUCGCGUACCGAUUUUGAACGUCAGCCAGGGGAGAUUAGGUUUCAAGAGCCGUAUGCAGAAUCGGUGCGCGCAGGCUCCUCUUACAAAUACGCGAAUUUUGACGUGGAGCCGCGACGGCCGAGAGAGCGACGGCCUGGACCCCCCACCUGGCAUCAACCUACACACAAGGAACGACAUUAUAGACAUACUAAACAAGUUAAACCACAAAUGGGGAGGAUGAAUCCCCUUGACGAACACGAGCGCAAAAUCAUCAUAGAAUUCUGCCAUCUCCUUGAAAAAUCCAAGCAGCUUUUUAACGGUUUGCGUGAGCUUCCGCAAUACGGACACAAGCAAUGGCACUCUUACUUUGGAAAAACCUUUGAUGUUUAUACGAAGUUGUGGAAGUUUCAGCAGCAGCACCGCGCUAUUCUUGAUUCUAAAUAUGGUUUAAAACGUUGGCAAAUUGGUGAGAUAGCGUCCAAAAUUGGACAGCUGUAUUAUCAUUUUUAUUUAAGAACAAGCGACACCGUUUAUUUAAGUGAAGCAUUCUCAUUUUAUUACGCAAUUAGAGGCAGAAGUUAUUACACUCAAGCAUGUAAGGAGGACAAGUGUGAGCUAAUGGUAAAGAAACUUCGCUACUAUGCAAGAUUCAUAGUAGCGGGUUUACUUUUGAAAAAAGUAAAAUUAGUAAAAGAUUUAUUAAAAGAGCUCGACAAACAAAUAACUGAAUACGGCAAUGCGUACCAGCCGGAUGAUCAGAACGAGUGGAGGAUUGUAGCAGACGAAGUCAGGUCUUUCAUUAAAGUGGAGCCGGUUGUGUCCGUGCACCACCCUGACGAGUACGUGGUAAUCCUGUCUCACCGCCUCAGCCCGCAAGUGACGCCCCCGGUGGAAAGGACUCCAUCAAUGAUUCUCUCGCUGCAAGAGGUGCUGAUUAUUGGCAGCAAUUCUACGCAGGUCAAGUUUUCAGAGCUGACCAUGGAUAUGUUCAGGAUGAUGCAAACUCUUGAACGGGAGCCGUCUGGCGAUAUUCAACACAUCUAUGACGAGUCUCCGCGGCAGCGGUACCCAUCGACUCCCAGCGCGGUCCACAACAAAGGAUACAACUUAGAGUGCGGCAGCAGCAAAAUCGAAAGUCCUCACAAAUACUUGCUAUUCAAGCCUUCGCCGAACCAAAUAUUUGUGUACUUGGCGAGCGCCUGCGAUGACCUGCCACCGAACGGGGUGGUCCUGCUCUAUAUAUCGGCAGAGGGACUCAUCGUCCCACCCGUCAAACAUCCUGAAGAUGCUGGUGGCUACGACGUAGGAGGUCUCAUCACAACAUCGAAGAUGGACGUGCUUCACCGAGAGUCAAAAGACGGAAAGCCAUUACCAUCCAAGCAUAGGGAGCUUCAGGUUUUACACCCUGGUGACCUCUUCCCCUUCACUCGGCGACCAAUGUGCAUUAUCGUGGACUCUGAUAACUCCUUUAUAUUCAACGACAUGCCUCGGUAUUUCGGACAGCCUCUGAUCAUUCUGAUGUCCCCGAUUGAGCUGCCUACCACUUUAUAUCCUUCAUUAGAAGACCAGCGCGUCGAGGGCAGCUUGUUCAGCCUGUUCCUGCACUGCCCCCUGUCGGCCGUCUGCUUCUGCUGUGACAUCAGAAAGAUGUCCUUGAUGAGCUGGGAACGGGCUCAGGCCUACAUCGACUCGUAUUUGGCUGAGGCUGCGAUGCUACUGAUAAGGAGUCGUCCAGAGAGCAUGUACGUAGCAUACCUGGGCGACGACUUCCUCCGGCUGCUGAUACUCAGAUUUAUAUUCUGUGAGACGAUCCUGCGCAUGCACCGACUAUUCCGCGGACGUUCUCAAAGAACUCGCGCAUCCCCUCCGCUGCCUGAAGACAUCUACGAACACCCAGCACUGACGCACAUCGUCAUCGACCUGGUCUCCCAUCUUCAGGUUCGAGGACACUUCCACGAUCCGGCUGCUGGCCCCCCUUCUACUAGGGAAUGAUAUAACAGGGCCUCAACCGUAUCGUUUGCUGAUCAGUAGUGAUGAGUGUUUGUCGAGAGUCAAGUGUGUAACAUGGGCUUAAUGAGGAUAAUGGAAAUACAAGGACAAAGAGUGUACUAACUUCGUCAAAAUUAUACGUCACUGAAAACGGUGACUAGUUUAAUCUAUUUAAAAAGUUUUAUGCACUUAUGGCCGGUUGCUACAAACAAGAUAGGAUUCGUUUGGCUUACGGAAGGCAGUUUUUUGACGUUGACUCCAUGAACUUUAAGUCAAAAUUUGUCAUCCGUAUGCAAAACGAUUGGUUUCUUGUUUAUAGGAACCGGUCAUACAAUAAUUAAGUAGGUACCUAUUGUAAGACGGACUUUACAAAAUUGUGGGACUUUGAAAAAAGUUUAUAAUCAACUAUGAACAUUAUGGACAAUGGACAUUACACAAUGUAGUAAAUAAGAAAUAAAAGUACAUCAAUAUGUGCGUCUAUGAAGAUAAACGUAGCUAAUGAAUUGAAAUGAUAUGAGUAAAAUAUGUAAAUAUAAGCAUUUAUGUCACAUUCACAUGACGCUUCCUUGCAGAUCUUCUACUUCACAAUAUAUAUAUAACAUGUAGCUUUAUAUGUAGUUCAAAUCAUAUAUUUUAGAAAUUGAAUAUAAGUACAUAAUAAUCAAUUAAAAUAGGUAAAGAUAUAUUUUGUGAAAAAAAAUAUUUUAAAAUAGUACGUUUGGAGCUAUAUUCAUCCAUUAUAUUUAAGAUUACCAUAUUUAAUAGUACACCUAUGUACAAGAUUUGGCUAACACCAAACUAAGGUAUGUACCGACUUAACAAAAGGAAGUGUAAUGAAGACUCCUAGUACAUACCUAGUUAACAAUAGACAGCAAACACUUUCCAGAGGUCUGUGUUUCCGAAAUUAUUUUUGCUACUUUUAAUAAUGCUUACAAACAAAAACGAAAUUCGAUUACAUUUAUAGGAUAUAAUCAUUUUAGGAUAAUAUUCAUAGCAAAUGUAUCAUAAGCACUAUUUUGUCAGCAUAUUGCCAUAUUUACAUUUUCGAAAUUUUUGCCGCAUUAUUGAAUAAAGUUGUAUAUGUAAGUAUAUAAAUUUAACCGAUAGGAUAGGUCAUAAAAUACCACUUUUAUCCCAAAACCUUAUAUAUUAUAUAACACAAUAUGAAUAUUUUAUAAUGUAGGUAUAUAAUUAUAUAUUUAUAUCUCAUAAGCUUUCAGCUUAUAGCUUCUCCUACACACCUAUAUAUGUAUCUAUAUAACCAGUUAUUUUCGAUAAUAUGUUAAUAUUCACAAAUAUAACUACUUUUAAUACAUAUUUCGUAAUAACGUAAAAAAAUAUUCACUUAAUUUAGUAAAAUUGUGACAUAUUGCAUCAAGGAAGACAGUACAUUUAUGUGCAGUCUAAAAAACUUUAAAAUCCAGCAUAAAAAUAUUAUUAUUGAAUUUGAAGUUUAAGAUAUUCUAAUAAAACAUUAUACUUUAUUCAUUCCCAGUAGACCUUAAUAGUUAUGAAAAGAUGCAUAAAACUUUUUAAAAUAAUAAGUUAAUAAUACUCCUUAUAUUUUAAACGCGUAAUUUUAACCAAAUUAUUAUUUAAAUUAGCAUUUAAAUGAACGUAAAAAUACCAAUAAACAGAUAAGAAAACCAAUACCUAUACUUAAAUAUGUAAAUAAGUAUGUAAUGUGUAAAUUCACAGAUUACAAAAUGAGAACCUAUGGGUAUCUCUAACAAAAUACACCCUGAUUGACUAAUUCCGGCAAGAAUUUGCAAAAUUGAUGAGCAAACUCGAAUGAGAGUCAAAAUUAUAACACCCGGACUUGACCAGUGUAUACUCAUACACACUUUUUAUUGUCGUUGAACAAUUAGUACAGUCUUCAACGGAAUGAAUGACAUGCCUACAACUUAUAAGUAUGAGCAUUUGAAAAACAAAUGCAUAGCAAGACGUAUGCUGAAAAUACGUGUGUUUUCCAUCGGAAUGAAUUAAUAAAGUACAUCAAAAUAUUCUAUAUUAUGUCAAUGUAAUAAAUGUUUCAUAGUCACAACGUCUCCAUUUCCAAUCAAUAUGGUUACAAGUUAGAUUUUUCGUCAUUUCAAAUAGAUGCAACGAUGUUAAGAUUCAUAUCUCAUCCAUGUGUCAUCACGAAUAUUCAAAUCACAGUUUAAGAAACUAAGUAUUCAUUUGUUUAAUUGCAACUAUUGAAGAACAAUCAGUAAUCACAAAAACAUGUUUAAUAAAAUAAUAAAACAAAUUAUCGCCAACCCACUUUUAUUUACCGGAUAAACACAAAUAAUAAGUCAAUCGGAUUACAGAAGUUUGAUUUCUGGCGUCUAAAAUAACAUUAUGUUAACUCCGUGGUAUAUUUAUGACCACUGGCAACAGACAUAACGUUAAACCCACACGUUCACAAUAAACCGGCGAUAUUUAGGUGAACGAAAUAUCACUGUACCUAUUUGCUCGUCUCAAGAAAUCAGAUCUGAAACAUAAAACGCAGACUUUGAAAAAACAUUGAAGGUCUUGCCAUUAAUCAAAUAGUUGAUUUGUUAAAGUAUCCAUUGUUAACACGAUUUUACCAUCAAUAUCCUUACAGCCAAUAUCUCAUAAUUGUAUCCAAUUUAUGAUCAGUAGUGUAGUAGUUGUAAGUUUAAAUAUUAUGUCAUUUAUAUUAUAUCAAUUGUUCACCUUCAUUUGUCUUCGAGAUGAAUAUGUAUUUAGAUUAUUUCCUAUCUCUGUACAAUAACAGUAGUGACGGAACAAAUUGAUUUAAAAAAAAACUAAAAAUUCGGGACGGACUCCCGAAGGAUUUCGGAUCUACCGUAAUCAUAGUAUGGGACAUCACCUCAAAUAAUGCAAAAUGUCGUACGGGACAACUUUUGUUGUACGGGAGUCCAACGUAAUGCAAAAAUAUUUAUUUUAUUCUAGUUUUCAGUAUUUGUUGCUGCAUAGGCAACAUAAAUACAUCAUCCAGAGAGAAAGAGAGAUAUGGAACAAAGGUCUAUCUAUCACCGUUCUCGUUCAUAAGAUUCAAACAACCGGUGAAAGACGGACAGAGGAACAGCAAAAUGAAAGUAAUAGGGUCCCAUUUUAACUUUUGGAAGAACCCGAAAAUAUCAUAUUACGUAAAAUCCUACAAUUGUAGUUACAUCAUCAUUGCACACUUUGUAUAGGAUUAAAUGAUUCACUUGGAUAUUGGAUAUAUACCACAUAUAAUAACUUUUUAUCGAUCUCACGAAGUUUUAAGGGCGCUCAAACACUAGCUGACUUGGUCGCGCGUAUGCAUUCGAGCGGCAAAAAACCUGACACACAGUUCCAGCUGACAUCGUUUAAACCAGAAGUUGUCAGUUGUUUGAUGUCGCGAAAACCCGACCGGAAAAUGCGCUGGUGUGAAAACGCCGUAACAUCAAAAUUCUUUACCUGGCAUGCUACAAAAAAAAAAUUUAGCAGAUAGCCAUCUUUAAGACAUUGAAAACUUAAUACUAAAAAAAACAACCAAAAAUUAUGAACUCCAAAAUUUUGAAUAUACCUACCACACCUUUAGGUACAUUUUGACAAAAUUUUCACAUGGAUUCGUAAUCUAAAUUUAAAACAGAUUGUAAUUAAAUAUAUUUUAUUAUCAAUGAAAUAAAUAUAGUAUGUACUAAAUUAUUAUUUCGGAAAUGUACCUGUUAACUUUUGUCGUUUACUUAAACCAGUGAAGAACUAAAAUACUCUUUUCAUAAAUAAUAAAAAAGUAAAUAAAAGACGUUUUCAGACAUAAUGUAGUACGUAUUUCAAAAUUGCAAUAAAGUCAAUAAAAACUGGUUUCACUGCUUGAAGAAUUUUAUCAAAAACGAUAAUUUUGAUCACGGUUUUCGUAAACGACAGAAGUUAAGUGGCAGCUCACAUGUUUGUUUAAUCUAAAUCUUCCAUGUAAAGGUAUAUAAGUUAGUUAAUAUUUAACACCCACACGUCCUCUUAAAUAAAUAUCUAGCUUUGUAACUUGUACGUACUCAUAAUGAUUAAGCAAGCUAUUAUGUUAAACAAUCAUAUUAAGUUUCUUUUUUACUUUUAUAUUUUUAAUUGUUCAGUGCAAUUAAAUUAAUUUUAAAUAAGUCGUAUUUUUGUAUUGAGCCGAUAAUUUAUAUUUCUGUUAAUUUAACACUUAUCGAGUUCCGUAGUAAAUGCUAUAGAUGGAACGUUCUAACUUGCAAUAUUUUUCAGGAUACCGUACCCACAUGCAUCGUAUAAAAUCACUGUAAUAAUUUUGGUGUUUACUACGGAACCCUUAUAAUUUAUGAUAUUUAAUGAUAUCAUUUAUUUUGUAUUUAUCCAAUGUAUAGCUGUAUAACAUAGUUUGAUAUCACUAUUCACAUUAUAAAUAUCGAUAUUUAUAUUAUACAAAUUUCAUUCUCAUCUAAAUAUUAUAUUAUAUCAUUAAAAUUGUA
Messenger RNA from Helicoverpa armigera (cotton bollworm), 7559 nucleotides. RefSeq names its product protein SCAI. Gene Ontology annotation, biological process: DNA-templated transcription. The transcript is spliced from 11 exons. Lineage: Eukaryota; Metazoa; Arthropoda; Insecta; Lepidoptera; Noctuidae. The record is from RefSeq and is a predicted model, not a curated record. Gene Ontology annotation, cellular component: nucleus. Gene Ontology annotation, molecular function: transcription corepressor activity. Bases 1375 to 3138 code for a protein of 587 amino acids.